Penicillium cosmopolitanum is the source of this 2286-nucleotide messenger RNA. It is a transcript of the gene abr1, whose product is annotated as multicopper oxidase abr1. Gene Ontology annotation, molecular function: ferroxidase activity; copper ion binding. Gene Ontology annotation, cellular component: high-affinity iron permease complex. Bases 1 to 2286 code for a protein of 761 amino acids. The record is from RefSeq and is a predicted model, not a curated record. Gene Ontology annotation, biological process: cellular response to iron ion starvation; reductive iron assimilation. The transcript is spliced from 2 exons. NCBI's taxonomy places the organism in Eukaryota, Fungi, Ascomycota, Eurotiomycetes, Eurotiales, Aspergillaceae.
AUGGGCAAGUUUAAUGUUCUUCUCUUGGCUGGCUUGGCCGCCAAGUUGGUAGCGGCCAAGGACGUCUAUCUUGACUGGAACGUCACCUGGGUCAAUGCCUCCCCAGACGGAUUCGAGCGACCUGUGAUCGGUAUCAACAACCAAUGGCCCUGCCCCCAGGUUGAUGUGGAUGUCGGAGACAGAUUGAUUGUCGAUGUUUACAACGGGCUGGGCAACCAGUCCACCGGCAUCCACUGGCAUGGCUUCCACCAAUAUGGCACCGGCAUCAUGGACGGCAGUACCUCUGUCACCCAAUGCCCUAUUCCUCCCGGACAGCACAUGCAGUAUCACUUCGAUGUUAACCAAACUGGAACUUACUGGUAUCACUCGCACAACAUGGGCCAGUACCCUGAUGGAUUCCGCGGGGCAUUUAUUGUCCAUGACCCGAAACCCCCUUUCCAUUUCGACGAGGAGAUCACUUUGACUAUGAGCGACUGGUACCAUGAGCAGAUGCCUAACCUGCUCAACCAAUACCAGUCCGUAGAAAACGCCAACGCUGGUGGACACGAACCGCUUCCUGAUUCUGCCCUCAUCAACGAUUCUUCCAACACCAAGAUCAAGGUUGUGCCUGGGAAGACAUAUCUUGUUCACAUCAUUUGUCUUGGAAACUGGCCUGGUCAUGCUUGGGUCAUCGAUGGCCACGAGAUGACCGUUGUCGAGGUCGAUGGUGUAUAUGUUGACCCUUAUCCUACUGGCGAUAAAAUGCUGCGCGUCGCUCCUGGCCAGCGCAUGGGUGUACUCAUUCAUACCAAGCCAGAUGCCAGCCAAAACUUCGCUAUUUGGGAUACCAUGGACAUCAACAUGAUGUUCUUCUAUGAGAACCGUCCUAUCCCGGCUGGCUUCAACCCUAAUGCCACUGCUUGGCUUGUGUACGAUGAGGCUAAGCCUUUGCCUCCUCCCCCGGAUAUUCACCAACUGGAUCCAUCUGUAUUUGUUGACGACCUUGACUUUGUCCCUGCCGACAAGCAGCGACUUUUGCAACCUAUGCACCACCAAAUUAUCUUGAAUACUGCCGAUACCGUGGUCGAUGGUGUGAAGCGCUUCACCAUCAAUAACAAAACCUAUAUCCCCCAGGACGUCCCCACUCUGUACACGGCCAACACCAUUGGAUCGAAUCUCUCAUCUAAUCCUGAAGUGUAUGGACAAGUCAACCCGUUUGUCGUGCAGUAUGGUGAGAUUGUGGAAAUUGUCAUCAACAACCACCAUAACAAUCUGCACCCAUGGCAUUUGCAUGGCCACCAGUUCCAGGUCGUGCAGCGCUCUGAUGUUAAUGGUGGUUUCUUUACUGGCGGCUACUGGCAAAACAUCUCCCACACCCCCGUUCGUCGUGAUACCAUUAUGGUACAGAACAAUGGCCACGCAGUAAUCCGCUUCCGCGCCGACAACCCUGGCGUGUGGCUUCUGCACUGCCAUGUUGAAUGGCAUGUCGAGGCUGGCCUGACUGCUACUAUCAUUGAGGCCCCCGAGACAUUCCCCCAGUCCCAGAAAGCGCCCCCCAAGAGCCACUACGACGUCUGUGCUGCCUACCCUGACCCCAGCAAUGGCAACGCAGCUGGAAAGCAUGGUCUUGAUCUUGCUGGUGCUCAUACAAAGGUCACUUCCGGCGACAAUGGUGCUAUGUACCCAGAGGGUGGGAAGCCCGCCCCGGUAUUGUCAUCUGCUGCACCCCCUCCGGCUAAGCCCAGCACUGCUCCUCCCCCAGCGCAGCCUGACACCCAGCCCCCGGCUCCCACGCCUACUCACCCCAAGGGCCCCCCUCCCUUCCAGCCGCUUGCUCCCAAACCCAAGCCUACUGCCGAGCAGCCUGCGCCCAAACCGGCUCCUGCAAAGCCGGCGGCUCUUCAGCCAGCUCCUCAGCAACAGCCCGCUCCUCAGCAACAGCCCGCUCCAGCUCAGGCCCAGCCCAUUCCUGUUGCUGAGCCAGUCCCUGUUGCUGAGCCGGUUCCUGUUGUUGAGUACUAUCCUGAGCCUGAACAACAGGACGAGCCUAUCUACGCUUCCGAGACUGAUGACUCGGGACCAUGGCCACAAGCAGGCACCGAUUAUGCCCACGGACAGAUUGGUGAUGGAUCGGACGGUAAGCCUAUUGUGGGACACACUGAGGAUAACAAGGGUCCCUGGCCCAACCCCCAUACCAACAAUGGUUACAUUGAGGAGGGUGGCCACAAGAUCAAGACUCCUGAGGACACCUACCCCGACCUUCCUAAGGAUUACCAAUACUGGGGUCAGUUUGAACGCGAGCAGUAG